AUGACGGCGCACAGCUUCGCGCUGCCGCUCGUCCUCUUCUCCGCCUUCUGGGGCCUCGUGGGUAUCGCCGCCCCCUGGUUCGUGCCCAAGGGGCCGAACCGCGGGGUGAUCAUCACGAUGCUGGUCACCACCGCCGUGUGCUGCUAUCUCUUCUGGCUCAUCGCCAUUCUGGCCCAGGCCAACCCCCUGUUCGGGCCGCAGCUGAAGAACGAGACCAUCUGGUACGUGCGCUUCCUCUGGGAGUGAGCAGUCCCCGGGAGCCGGUGCCUGAACAGAUCCCCCCCCAAAAUCGUCACCGUGAGUGGGCAGAGGGCUGGGGUGGCAGAGAUGUCCACGCUUGCCUGCUUGUGUCUGGCUGGGGAGGGAGCUGCAGCCUGGUCCUUGCUGGGUGGGAGAUGCUUUGGCUUUUGUGCAUUGUGGUUGUGGUGAGCUGCUCUCAGCAUGGGGCUGCUGGCUCUGCGCUGGGCCUGAGCAAACCGGGUGCUUCCCCCUGAGCCUAUGGUUCUCUAGGUUUGUGGGGGUUCCCUUGUGGGUGCAGUUUCAUGUUAACUUCUCCUUUCUCCUUCCCCCAGCUCUUGCUGCUGUUCCAGCCUCUACUCUCCCGUAUCAGGCAGCCCCCAGAGGUGCUGGGACAGAGGCUGGACCCGCUGCCCCAGCACACCCUGAGCACUGCAACCUGGACCAAUGAUGGCUGGGCCCCUGAGCAUGGCAGGCAGCAGCCCUGCCUGGGACGAGGGCCUGGUAAGCCCAGCCCUGGGAGCAGCCAUGCUACCAGGGAGAAAUCCCCUCAGAUGGCCGAGUGCUGCAGUCACUGACGCUGAGCACCGUCCUGAGAGAGCUCUGUGUGUAGUGCCAGCGGAUCCUGUCCCUGCAGUGCUCGCCCUGCUCCCUCCAGUGUGCUCAGCCCUAGGCCCCCCGAGUGAAACCCCUGCUCCCAGCCCAAGCUGCCCAACUAGUUACCAUAUCCCUGGUCAUUUCAGGCACUGGCUGCCCCUCUGCUUGAGAAGGCAGGAGCUCAUUGCAUCGUCUGUUCUGUGGUCAGUCCCCUGCGGUGAGGGUGGUCCUUGCUAAGACAGGUUCUGGCUGUGGGUGUGAGAAGGGAGGGCUGACCCUGGAAGAGUGUGCAGACACCCUUGGGUGUGAUUAGGAAGGUGCUGGGGUGCAGGGCAGGGGGUUCUGCUGCUUGGCAGCCUGCUGGAGAGGAUUAAAGGGGUGCUGUGUCUCCUGCCUCAGUAGUGAGGGUGCUGCAGUGUCUAGGUACCACCACCACCCCAACCUGUCCAGGUUCUGAGAACUGAGUAGGGCAUUGUGUUUUCAGUUUUCCCUUAUUUAUCACAUAAUUUAUCUGUAUUUAUUUAUUCAUCUGUGUUUGCUAAAUUUGUGUUGUGGAAAUAAAUCCUUUUUCUAGUAAGCGA
Messenger RNA from Gymnogyps californianus (California condor), 1415 nucleotides. Its product is annotated as V-type proton ATPase subunit e 2. The record is from RefSeq and is a predicted model, not a curated record. Bases 1 to 246 code for a protein of 81 amino acids. Gene Ontology annotation, cellular component: proton-transporting V-type ATPase, V0 domain. NCBI's taxonomy places the organism in Eukaryota, Metazoa, Chordata, Aves, Accipitriformes, Cathartidae. Gene Ontology annotation, biological process: proton transmembrane transport. The transcript has 3 exons. Gene Ontology annotation, molecular function: proton-transporting ATPase activity, rotational mechanism.